UUUGUAAUUGCGCUACCAGGUGUUCCCCAUUAUGCUGUCGCCUAGCAACGCGGUGAUAGGAGAGCUACAAUUCUACACGGCAGAACACUAACGUUACUUGUUGAAAUGGAGCAGGAAUAUAUUAUUUUUAUUUUUAUCUUUUAUGUUUUACUGGAGGAGAUGGUGAGGAUGUUUCAUCCCCGGCGCCGCCGGGUGAUGUAUCUCCGGCUUGAUGAAGACCGGGUCGAGACCAGACCCCUGUACUGCAGGAUAAACCUGAAUGUGCCUGUGCUGGACAGGUUUUUUAAUGACAUGGAUACACGACCUGAUUUUCGGCUGAGCAGGGAGGCCCUGAGAGUUCUGCUGGACCUGUUGGGGAGUGAACGGCAACACGGAUGGGGUUCCACAAUAGAGACCCUGGUGUUUCUUUUCUGGCUGGCGUGUGGCACAUCAUACAGGGUCGUUUCCGGAGUGUUUGACAUGCCUCGUUCCACUGUCCACCGCAUUGUCCACCGGGUCGCUGAGGAGGUGGUGGCCAUUCGCCACCAAGUCAUUCACUUCCCCAACACCCCAGAAGACCUGGAGGCAGUUUGCCGUGGGUUUGCAGGGCUGGCCAGACACCGAGCUUUCUUGAAAGCUGCAGAAGCAAUCGACGGCUGCCAUGUCCGCAUCAAGCCUCCAAGCGGCCCUGAUGGUCAGUGCUACAGGAACAGGAAACUGUUCCCGUCCAUCAUCUUGCAGGCUGUUUGUGACCAUCAGGGCCGCUUUAUUGACACCUACGUUGGCUGGCCCGGGUCAGUACAUGACGCACGAGUGCUUCGGUACAGCCCACUGUACAGGAGGUCAGUGUACCCUCCUCCAGGGCACUUCAUCCUCGCAGACGGAGGGUACCCAUGUCUCCAACACCCGCUCCCCCUCAUCACUCCAUACAAGAGGCCAGUACGAGGUGUGGGAGCCCAGCGCUUUAAUCUUCAUCAUUCCAGGGCACGCUCCAUUAUAGAGCGUGCUUUUGGGAUGAUGAAGACCAGGUUCAGGGCCAUCUUCCUGAAAGCGCUGGAGGUGCACCACACCUUUGUACCUCAUGUCAUCACAGCCUGUGCCGUCCUCCACAACAUCUGCCUUGGGGUUGGUGACAUCAUGCCCCCGGAGGAUGAGCAUGAAGAGGAUGAUGCAGAGGAUGAGGGGGAGCAUGGUUUGGAGACUGUCAGUGGUGCUCCCUGGCGAGACCGGCUGACUGCAGAGGUGUCUGCCCUGGAGGAGGUUCCCAUCGACCACGACUACUUGUAACAGUGAGAUGGCAGCCGUCGAUUAAAUCAGCCCUGCAAACCCAUUGAAACAACUUAGUGGAUAGAGGAAAUAUGCACUCAAACACUCUGGACUGGAGCCCAUCCCAGAUGAUGUUCCACCAGCAGGAGGUCUUACCAGGGUCUCUAUUGUGGAGGCCAUCCUGGCCCAGCAGUACCAUCAGGGUCUACCUGUUCAGCUGAAAGCAUACAUUUUGU
Pimephales promelas (fathead minnow) is the source of this 1481-nucleotide messenger RNA. Lineage: Eukaryota; Metazoa; Chordata; Actinopteri; Cypriniformes; Leuciscidae. The record is from RefSeq and is a predicted model, not a curated record.